This is a messenger RNA of Ziziphus jujuba (common jujube), 777 nucleotides long. RefSeq names its product F-box protein At2g26160-like. Bases 1 to 777 code for a protein of 258 amino acids. The record is from RefSeq and is a predicted model, not a curated record. The transcript is spliced from 2 exons. Lineage: Eukaryota; Viridiplantae; Streptophyta; Magnoliopsida; Rosales; Rhamnaceae.
AUGUUGCAGAAAAUAACACCAGUUUACGAGCUCAACAACAUGUUUAAAGGAUUUCUUGUGGGUUCAUCAUAUGGUUGGUUGGUGAUAUGGGAUGAAACACUGAUUCCACAUCUUAUUAAUCCAUUUUCGAGAGCUCAAAUUCAGCUUCCAUUGAUGAAAUCCGGUAUGAUUAAUAAUAUUGUUCUCUCUUCUGAUCCAUCUCGAACGGAUAAUUUCUUGGUUGCAAUAACGUAUAGUACUUUAAAUAGACUUGCAUUGUGUAAGCAUGGACAUGAAACAUGGACUGAAUUGGAGAAGAAAAAGUCAUAUAGAAAUAUAACAUUUCGUAAUGGUCAAAUAUAUACAGUUGAUAUAUGGGAUUUUCAGAUCAGUGAUCAUUUUCCCACAAAAGUCGUGAAAAUUGAAAAUCUUUAUAGAAUGACAUACCAAUGGUUGCGUAUACAAAAUAAGCCUUGUGAACUAAGGAGGACUUAUUUGGUGGAAUCAUCGGGUGAGCUUUUGAUUGUGGAAAGGAUGUCUGCAUAUAGUGCUCCUUAUUACACAACAGCUACAUUUGGAUUUGUGGUCUCUAAAUUGGAUCAUGAUGAUGUGAAAGGAGGAUGUACAUCCCUACAAACUUUGACAGAUCGAGCUCUUUCUGUAGGAGAUAAGGAAGCAAUAUCUGUAUCAACCAGAGAUUUUCCAAGCUUGAAAGAAAAUUCAAUAUAUUUCAUGGAAAAUUAUUUGAAAGUUUACAGCUUGAAAGAGGAAAAACUUAGCAUGUGUUGGGGUUGGUGA